This is a messenger RNA of Xyrauchen texanus (razorback sucker), 2508 nucleotides long. RefSeq names its product protein cereblon-like. Gene Ontology annotation, biological process: protein ubiquitination. The record is from RefSeq and is a predicted model, not a curated record. The coding region runs from base 36 to 1376 and encodes 446 amino acids. Gene Ontology annotation, cellular component: Cul4A-RING E3 ubiquitin ligase complex. Lineage: Eukaryota; Metazoa; Chordata; Actinopteri; Cypriniformes; Catostomidae. The transcript has 11 exons.
UUGCUCGUUGAGUGCGGAUUGUAAACACACGGGCAAUGGCUGCUGAGAGGGGCGGAGGCGACAACAACAUUAACGACGAAAUGGGGAACCAGCUUCAACUCCUGCCAGAAAAUGAAGAGGGAGAAGAGGAUGGCAUGGAAACAGAUGAUCGAGAUGGUGAGGCUGCAGAAAAGCCAAGUGUUAUAAACUUUGACACGAGUCUGCCAACAUCACAUGCUUAUCUAGGCUCAGACAUGGAGGAGUUUCACGGCCGCACUCUGCAUGAUGAAGACAGUGUGCAGAAUCUGCCCGUUCUUCCCCAUGUUGCUCUUAUACUGAUCCCAGGUCAGACUCUGCCUUUGCAACUUUUCCGGCCACAGGAGGUCAGCAUGUUCCGUACACUCAUAAGCCAUGAUCGCACAUUUGCAGUACUUGCACACAGUCCUGAUGCGAGUGGAGUAGAGAUAAAGGCAGAAUUUGGGACAACUGCAGAGAUUUAUGCAUUUCGCGAGGAACAGGAGUACGGCAUAGAGACAGUAAAGAUCAAAGCCGUUGGACGGCAACGCUUCAGAGUGCACGAUAUACGAACACAAGCAGAUGGGAUUCGUCAGGCAAAAGUACAAAUUUUAACUGAGAGGAUUCUGCCAGACCCUUUAUGUGGACUGCAUUUCCUGCAACGCUUGCACACACACAUGCCACAGACAAGACAAUCACAAACAACACCACAACAGGUCAGGUGCAGCCAGACCUAUAGACAGAAGAAGCUCCAUUGUGCUAGUAUGACCACAUGGCCUCCCUGGGUGUAUGCCCUUUAUGACUCGAACACUCUUAUGAGCAGAGUAAAGAAACAACUCCACGAAUGGGAUGAAAACCUCAAAGAUGAGUCUCUGCCUACAAAUCCCACAGAUUUCUCAUACAGGGUGGCUGCAUGUCUGCCAAUAGAUGAUGCUUUAAGAUUGCAGCUACUGAAGAUCAGUAGUGCCAUUCAGAGACUUCGCUGUGAGUUGGACAUCAUGGACAGGUGCACCUCUCUGUGCUGCAAACAGUGUCAGGAUACAGAGAUAACCAGCAAGAAUGAGAUCUUUAGUCUGUCUCUGUAUGGGCCAAUGGCAGCAUAUGUGAAUCCACAUGGAUAUGUUCAUGAGACACUUACGGUCUACAAAGCCAACAAUCUCAACCUGAUCGGACGACCUUCCACACUGCAUAGUUGGUUUCCAGGGUAUGCAUGGACAAUUGCUCAGUGCAGAACCUGUGGUUCUCAUAUGGGCUGGAAGUUCUCUGCGGUAAAGAAGGAUCUUAGUCCGCCUCGUUUCUGGGGGUUGACUCGUUCUGCCCUGUUACCAACAAUCCCUCAAGGCGACAAGGGUGUUGAGGGGUCACGCUUGCUGUGUCUGUGACCUUUUAACUGUACUGCCCACAAGCACAAAUAUAUAUGCUCCCAUAGGAGUUUGUUCUAUCAUCCCCAAAAACAUGCAACUCCAAAACCUCCCCCAGAGAGCGAGCGAGCGAGCAAGUGUGAUUUAUAUGUGCAGAUGUAUGCAUGAAAAGGGAGAGGAGGGAAAAGGAGACAGGGAAGCAUAAUACACUGGAAGAGAAGGAAUUACAGUACUCAAGUUGUUGCCUUCCCACACUAUGUGCGGUGUAAAUUACAGCCUGAUACGUGCAAUAUCAUACGAGGUGAGCUGUUUAUGAAAAGAUGGUCUGUUAUAAUGUACUUAAGUACAGUCUGAGCACAUUUCCUCUCAUUGCCACUGCCUAGAACAGUUAUUGCUGCUCUUUGAGCAUCUAGCGGACUAGACAUUAUACAAUGAAAUGAAAUGAAAUAAUGUGUCCACAAAUAUAAUUUGAGUCUUUGCAUGCACACUUUUAGUGGCAUGAUUAACAGUCUGAACUUGUUGAAUUCCUCAAACCAUCAAAUGCCCUCUGUAGUUCCUGCAAAACCAUUUACAAAAUUGAAACUGCUUGAAUUAAGUCAUUCCCCAGAUGUGAUGGGUCAUCUGUUGGUGCAGACUUCUCACAAUAACUACCUGCCAGAAUUGACCAGUGAAUAAUAAAGUAUCAGGGAGUUACCCUUUAUGUUGUAAAGGGUUAUGAAGACUCAAUAUCAGAGUAAUUCUCAAACUGUAUUUUGCAAUUCUCUAUUUCUGUAUUGCUUCCCCCCCCCCCCACAGACCAUUUAAUUGGAUAAUAUGAUGUACAGUAUUUGUGUGUUCAAACAUAUGUUAGGAUGUGUGUAUCAAGGUAGGGGUUGGUGUGUCGACAAGCUGCACUCUGCAUUGAGAAACGUCCUUAAAAAUAUAAACCUCUUUCCUCAUGUUCAUUAAACAGGAUGCUAAAUACACACUUUAUGCCAUAAAUACAUUCUGCAUACACAAAUACAUUUUCCAGUAGUUAAUUACAUAGCUGUUGUAUGUAAGGCUAAGAAAACAAACAUCCUUAAACACUGACUUGCUUAUCUGUAAUGCUACUGUUCAAGAGACUGAUACUGCUGAGUACUGUUACAUUCUCGCCAAUAAAUCAAAUCUGAAA